AUGACUGAUGCAACAGAAAUAGAUAUUAAUGAUGCCUUGUUUGGGGACAGAGUUCACCUUUUCCAAGAAUUCUUAGAUUCCAGCUCGACGAAUCAAACCACAGACACCGAUUACAGAGAGGCUAUCAGAUCUAUGCUCCAGAAAGGCUCCAAAAGAUUGAUUGUUUCUCUCGAUGAUAUUAGAAACUGGAACAGGGAAUAUUGGAAUGGUCUACUCAAUGAACCUGCCGAUUUCUUACCUGCAUUUGAAAAAGCGUUGACCGAUACCGUCAAUGCUGUGUUUGAUCCUUCCUCAAUGCCAAAUAUUGAUUUUGAUGACAGAACUCGUUUCUUCCUUGGAUUCAAGGGUGCCUUUGGCUCACAUCAAUUGAGUCCAAAAACCAUCAAAUCAAGCUUUUUGUCUAAAUUGGUAUCUAUUGAAGGUAUUGUCACUAAAACCUCCCUUGUUAGACCAAAGUUGGUGAGGUCAGUGCAUUUCAGCGAAGCUAAGGGCCAAUUUUACUACAGAGAGUACAGUGAUCAAACUACUUCUUUCAACCCCAUCACCUCCGCUGCAGUUUAUCCAACUGAGGAUCCUGAUGGAAAUAAGAUUGUCACCGAAUACGGUUAUUCCACUUACAAAGAUCACCAAAAAGUUUCCAUACAAGAAAUGCCAGAAAAAGCUGACCCAGGUCAGUUACCAAGAUCUAUUGAAAUCAUCUUGGAUGACGAUUUGGUAGACAGUGUCAAACCUGGUGACAGAGUUCAAGUCGUUGGGGUUUACAGAACUUUGGGAAGUGGUGGUAACAAUGCCAACUCGUUUAGAACCGUUGUGUUGGCAAACUCGGUUUACCCAAUCCGUACAAUUUCGACUAACACCGUGACUUUGCAGACUAUUACCGACGUAGACUUUAGAAACUUCACUUCGGUGAAAAAGAAGGGAAAACUUCUUGAAAAAAUGUCCCAAUCUUUGGCCCCAAGUAUUUAUGGUCAUGACAUGAUUAAGCAAGCAGUUUUGUUGAUGCUUUUGGGAGGGGUUGAAAAGAAUUUAGAUAAUGGUACUCACUUGAGGGGUGAUAUUAAUAUUUUGAUGGUUGGUGAUCCUUCCACUGCUAAGUCUCAAAUUUUGAGAUUUGUCUUAAAUACUGCUUCAUUGGCCAUUGCUACUACCGGUAGAGGUUCUUCGGGUGUUGGUUUGACUGCUGCUGUGUCCACUGAUAGAGAAACUGGAGAAAGAAAGUUAGAAGCCGGUGCCAUGGUUUUGGCCGACAGAGGUGUGGUGUGUAUUGAUGAAUUUGAUAAGAUGUCUGAUGUCGAUAGAGUUGCUAUUCACGAAGUUAUGGAACAACAAACCGUUACUAUCGCCAAAGCUGGUAUCCACACCUCUUUGAAUGCCAGAUGCUCGGUUAUCGCUGCUGCUAACCCAGUUUUCGGUCAAUAUGACGUUCAUAAAGAUCCUCAUCAAAACAUUGCCUUGCCAGAUUCGUUGUUAUCCCGUUUUGACUUGUUAUUUGUCGUGACUGAUGAUAUCACCGAUACCAGAGAUAGAAAGAUCUCUGAGCAUGUAUUGAAAAUCCACAGAUACUUGCCAAAGGGAUAUGCGGAAGGCGAACCUAUUAGACAAUUCCAGAAUCUCUCGUUAAACACAGGCGAUGAUCCAGAUCAAGUUCAAGAUCCAGAGAAUCAAACUACAGAUGUGUAUGAAAAGUUCAAUCCAUUAUUACAUGGUGGUGCUCUUGAAUAUUUCCAAUCAAAGUCUACAAGAACCAUCAAGGAACUCAAACUUUUCUCUUUACCAUUUAUUAGAAAAUACGUACAAUACGCCAAGGAUAAGAAACCAAUUUUGAGUGAGAAAGCCGCCAACCAUAUUGUCAAAGUAUAUGCUGGUUUGAGAAAUGAUGCUGCUAAAAACAAUGCCAAAAAUACUGCACCAAUCACUGCCAGAACUUUGGAAACUUUGAUUCGUUUGGCCACGGCACACGCUAAGUUACGUUUGAGUUCUUCAGUCACCAUAGUUGAUGCUGAAGAAGCUGAAAGAAUUCUCAGAUUUGCAUUGUUCAAAGAAGUUAUCAAGCAAAAGAAACACAAGAAAAGAAAGGUUGCCAAAACAAGGGCAACAGAAGAUGAUUCUGAUAUUGAAUCAGUGGAUGAUGAAGAAGACGAAAUGGAAUUCGAAGAUGAGGAUGAAGAUAUGGAUGAAGUUCAGGAACAUAUUUCAAAGGAUAGCGAAGAACCACCAAGAUCAUCAACCCGCCAAAGACAAGAACCAAGUCCCGAAACUGAAUGGGAAAUGGUUAAUAAUCCAGAAUCGACUAGUAACUUGCCAUUGCAUGAAGCUGCUGAAAACCAAUCUGCUCCUGUCGUUGAUGCUGCCGCUACUGAAAUUUCUGCUUCCAGAUUGAGCAAGUUCUCCAAGAUCAUGGCGCAAUUGGCCAAAAGUGAAAUAUUCGAUGAUGAUUCCUGUGCUACCGAAUUACUUAUUCAAAAAGUGAAUGAGGACUUGCCAACUGAAGAGAAAUAUAGCGAAGAUGAAUUUGAGCAAGCGUUGAACAAAAUGAGUGACAAGAACCAAUUGAUGAUCGCUGAAGGCAAGGUAUGGAUUGUUUAA
Saccharomycopsis crataegensis is the source of this 2586-nucleotide messenger RNA. It is a transcript of the gene MCM3, whose product is annotated as MCM DNA helicase complex subunit MCM3. Gene Ontology annotation, molecular function: single-stranded DNA binding; ATP binding; single-stranded DNA helicase activity. Gene Ontology annotation, cellular component: nucleus; MCM complex. NCBI's taxonomy places the organism in Eukaryota, Fungi, Ascomycota, Saccharomycetes, Ascoideales, Saccharomycopsidaceae. The record is from RefSeq and is a predicted model, not a curated record. Gene Ontology annotation, biological process: DNA replication; DNA strand elongation involved in DNA replication; double-strand break repair via break-induced replication. The coding region runs from base 1 to 2586 and encodes 861 amino acids. The transcript has a single exon.